AUGAAGUUCUUGAUUGCUUUAGCACUUUUCGUAGCUUCUUCUGUCGCAUUGGAUUGGAAUCAAAUCCUUCCAAUUAGUGUAGAUCACAGAGUUGAAGCUCUUCGUUCAUCUGCAGCUGGUGAUAAUGGUCGCAUUACCAAUGACAACCUUGCUACUCCCACACAAUUCCCAUAUCAGGCUGGUUUGUUGUUGCAUUUUGCUACGGGUUCCGCCUGGUGUGGUGGUACUUUGAUUUUAAACCGUUGGGUACUCACUGCCGCUCAUUGUACUGAUUCAAUCAACUCAGUUGAUGUCUACCUAGGAGCUACAGAUCGUUCCAACCGAAACGAACCCGGUCAGAAGAUCAUCCGUGUUGACAAAAAGGAUAUCAUCGUUCACGAACAAUAUAAUUCAAGCACCCUCAUGAAUGAUAUUUCUUUGAUCAAAUUGCCAUCUCCAGUUUCACUGAAUGCUUACAUUCAACCCGCUAAAUUGCCAAAGAUGAAUGGCAAAUACUCCAACUACGCCGGAUCCAAAGCUAUUGCUUCCGGUUGGGGACAAAUCACCGACUCUGCUACCUCUGCCACUGACAAACUUCGUUGGAUUGAAGUUCCAGUUAUGACAAACUCUGCUUGCAGCCCCUACUUCGGAGGAUCCGUCGAGGACACUCAUGUUUGUAUCAGCACCAAGGGAGCCAAGUCCACCUGCAAUCUUGAUUCUGGUGGCCCACUUGUCUUGGCUGACGGGAGCAACACUUUUAUUGGAGCCACUACAUUCAGUAUUGCCUUGGGCUGUGAGAAGGGAUGGCCAGGUGUAUUCAUCCGAGUCACUUCUUACUUGGAUUGGAUCCAGAAGAAGAGUGGUGUUGUCAACAAAACGUGUGUUCCAGUUUUCUCAUUUGUUGCAACAAUCGGUCCACCAGAGUCACCGAAACACGAAUGGAAGAAUAGAUUUUUGCAUGUGGCAUCUGGUUCAACUCUUAAUUUAACCGAGUGCAAUUUCGUUGGACGGGCAAUGGAGGUAUUUGUUGAUGUACGUCCCCAUCCAGUUGCCACAAGCAUUUGUCCAGUUGUCAAUAUGACGUCUUUACUUACUUUGACCGUUUUUUUUGUUCAGCUUAUAAGCUUUAUUUCUGCUUCACCAUUUGGCGAUAGUCGAAUAAUUGGAGGAUUACUUGCUCCAGAACAUAGUUUUCCAUAUCUUGUCGGUUUGAGUAUAAUAAAAGCAAAUCAAACAAAUGGAGCAUUUUGGUGUGGAGGAUCAUUGAUAGCACCGAAUUACGUUUUGACAGCUGCUCAUUGUGUUUAUGGUAACAUAAUUGGUGUUCAAGUUAAAUUUGGAGUUCAUAAACGAAAAAGCCUCAAACCUCAUGGUAAUAUGAUUGACAUUCUACCCAAAGACAUCAUAAUUCAUGAAGCAUUCAGCACCAUUACAACGGAAAAUGACCUUGCACUAAUUCAUUUACCUGUAAAUGUCAAUUUGACAGAUGACAUUCAGUUGAUACAUUUGGCUUCAAGUUACAUGGAUCAACAAUUUCUUGAAGGCCAAUAUGUCACUGCAGCAGGAUGGGGAAAAAUACUUGAUAACAUGACAAGUAUCUCGGAAGUGUUACGUUACGUAGAUGUCACAAUUAUCAGUCAAGAGAAAUGCGACAAGGCCUAUGAUGAGGGUUUGAUUACAUUGAAGAAUAUCUGCAUUGAUGGCAGUGAAUUGAAGGGAACUUGUAAAGGGGAUUCUGGUGGGCCAUUAGUUUAUCAGGCAGUGGAUGACAGUAUUUAUUUGGUUGGAAUAACGUCAUUUGGUAGUGAACAUGGUUGUUCGAAAGGAUUUCCUGCUGUCUUUACGAGAAUUACAGCAUUUUUGGAUUGGAUUCUUGAGCAUAUGAAGAUUGCUGACAGUUAAAAAAAAUAUUUAGUU
Episyrphus balteatus (marmalade hoverfly) is the source of this 1896-nucleotide messenger RNA. Its product is annotated as transmembrane protease serine 9-like. The record is from RefSeq and is a predicted model, not a curated record. Gene Ontology annotation, biological process: proteolysis. Gene Ontology annotation, molecular function: serine-type endopeptidase activity. Bases 1 to 1881 code for a protein of 626 amino acids. The transcript has 8 exons. NCBI's taxonomy places the organism in Eukaryota, Metazoa, Arthropoda, Insecta, Diptera, Syrphidae.